UCCAAUAGUGUAGAUAUAAUUAAAGACUUCCGCGAGCUCGUCGAGUCUCCGUAAUAAUCGUCAGCUGCGAAUUACGUGAUUCAUUUACGAGAAUUGUUAUGUGAAAUAUUGGAAUACAAUGAUUCCUCGAACUUCGAACGCUCGCGGUUACGCGACGAACAUGCGCGGAGGAUGCAACCUGUAUAGUGCGUCGAUCAACUUUGUAUCAGACGAAUUUUUGGUUUUCUAUUUAUAGAGAUACAUUUCUUUUGAUCGCCCUCCGACGGGAAAAUGGGAGUAAUUAUAUUAUUUAUGAUGUUUCCCGAAUCGCGGUUAUUUAUUAGUUAAUUAACAGCAGUGUUAUACAUUAAUUACACCAGUGUUUACAAGCGCUCUAGUGGAUCUCCAUUAUUGGAGGAGAGCGAGUUAGCUCGUCGUUCGUGUACCGUCUCAGUAACUUUGUUGCUUUUUUAUUUAUUCGAUUAGUUAUUUAUGCAUAUGUAUUAGCAUGGACAAUGUUGAACUUUGGCUUAUCAUGGCGAAACCACUGUCACGUUUGUUUCACUCAUAUUGAGUAGACUCGUGAGCAUUUAUGCUUGGAGAAUUCUGUUAAGAAGUAUAAUGUAAAAUGAAUUUAGAACGGAGGUAAUGAUAAACAAAGGAAUACGUGACGUUUGUUCCGAAAACAAAGUUAUCGUCACCGGAUUAUAUGGAAUUGUUAUAGUAUUGAUAAAAAUAGUUAUCUGAAAGCCAGUAUUAAGUAUGAACAAAAGCCAUUAGUCAAUAUUAACGAUUAAAAAUGUUUCACAUGUCCAAGAUUACGAUUGUUAUAUUAUUAUUGGGCCUGAUAAUAGCAAUAUUCGGAUUAGCGCUAGGAAUAGUUUGGUCCACAAUUUAUUCUACACUCGUACGCACGCAAUUAUCUUUAACUCCAACAUCUUCAAAUUAUGACUUAUGGAAAGAAACGCCGAUUCCCAUGUACUUAAAGCUUUACAUGUUUAAUCUAACUAAUCCUCAAGCAUUAACUUCUUCUGAUGGUACAAAACCAAACUUUAAGGAGAUGGGUCCUUACGUAUUCAGGGAAAUUGAUUACAAGGUGGAGCAGACAUGGAAUGAUGAAAAUAAUACCAUAACAUAUCAAAGGAAAAGAGUAUGGCAUUUCGAUGAGUCAUCAUCAAAAGGUAGUUUGUCGGAUCAAGUGACUAAUAUAAACCCUAUAGCUGCUAGUGUUGCAUACACAUUGAGAGAUAAAGGGCCAAUUUUUCGUGAUAUUGGCGAUAGAGUUAUGCGUAUUCUGGGAGAACAUCUAGUAAUAACCAAAUCAGUGAACGAAUUGCUCUUUGAAGGCUACAAAGAUGAAAUGUUAAUACUUGUUCGUGCAGCAAACCUAACAAAAAUUCCAAUGGAUAAGUUUGCUUGGUUCUAUGGGAGGAAUGGAACUGCAAGUUAUGAUGGAACAUUCAAUAUGGAUACCGGUGCAUCCAACAUAUUAGACCUAGGAAUUGUCAGGGAAUGGAACUUCAAAGAUAAUGUGAAUUACUAUGAUGGAGAUUGUGGAAAAGUAAAAGGAACAAACGGAGAUCUAUGGCCUCCAUUGCCAGAUAACGAAACUGUCACUUUCUUCAUAUCCGACAUUUGCACGAGCUUGUCAGUAAAACUGUCAAACAAAACAACAGUCCACGAAGGUCUGCAGGGUGUAACAUACACCAACGACGAGAAUAUUUUUGAUAAUGGAACGAAACUAGAGUCAAGGAAGUGUUAUUAUCAGAGAGGGAAAUCUAUACCCUCCGGAGCAAUGAACAUUUCGUCGUGUAAAUGGGACGCACCAGCGUUCAUUAGUUUGCCGCAUUUUUAUACGGCAGAUCCAAGUUAUACAGAAGGCAUCACAGGGAUGAAUCCCUCCGAAAAGAAUCAUCAACUCACGUUAUCCCUGGAACCAGAAACGGGUGUCCCGCUGAAAAUCAGUGCGAAUCUACAAUUAAAUUUGUUGAUCGAGCCUGAUCCAUAUAUGAGAUUGUUCAAGAACAUCAGUAGGACAUUCGUACCAAUGCUAUGGUUCACCCAAGAAGCCACUUUAAGCCCCGAGUACGCCAGUACAGUGAAGUUCAUUAUAAUCCUGAAAACGUUGGGUGCUGUAACCUUCUUCGGUAUAUCUUUCAUUGGCUUUAUAAUCAUGUUCACCGGUGUUUUCAUCGUUAUACGAAACAACAUGAAAGACGAGGAGAACGAAAGCUUACUGGCAAGACCUUCUAACGGCAGUGUUGUCGCUGCCCCUUCGCCGGCCGCACAAUAAUCGCGUCGGCGAGUAUCACGCAGGUUCCACUGCAUUUCCAAGGAUAUUUUAUAACUUUGUAAUAGAUCUAAACUUCCAAGAUUCGAAGGCAGCGAAAGACAGUUUCAAACUAACAGAAUCGUCCGCUUAAAAGAUUUGAAAAAAGACGAUCUAGUAAAUUGGGAAGAGAACAAUGGAAAAAAUUGUCUCCCCGAAAAUAGCAUCGAUGUGUAUUCCUAUAGAAACAUUGGAAUGAUGAUCAUCAUCCACAUUUCCGCCUCUAGGGUCGUUGCUACACACAAGACGGUAUUACCACAGCAACCAUCGAACGAGAAACGAUGAUCAUCACCGAAGUUCCGAAAUAUCUACGCGCAUACACACGCUCCGGUUUCCGCUGCGCAUCGUCCCGUUGCAAUUCGUAUAACGCAGGGGGCAGCACGUCGUUCGAAUUUGUUUCUAAACAUGCUUUCCGACUAAUUGUAUGAUUUGUGUGUUGAUCAAGUGCCUCAUCGUCUUUAACAGGGAACGGACGCGAGAGAUCGUACAAAACUGUGAGAGACCUCGUUGUACCUAAUCGUUGUAUAUCACGUAUUUUCUAAGCGAAUGAUAGAAAUUUAUUCUCUGCCUCUUUCAAACUAUUUUUUUAGAAGUUCUAAGGGCACGCGUACGAUACUAGACACGCGUGCACACGCGGCACGGAGGUCCGUGCGAGAUGUUAGAAUCACGUUGAUUAGUUUUUCGAUCCGAGCUCCUGUUGAUCGUUAGAACAUACAUAUAUAUAUACAUACAUAUAUAAUAUUGUUACAACUGUGAUAAUUAGAAACUUCUUUCAAAUGUAAAUAUGACGAAGUACGUUAGCAAUAA
This is a messenger RNA of Nomia melanderi (Alkali bee), 3115 nucleotides long. RefSeq names its product protein croquemort. Lineage: Eukaryota; Metazoa; Arthropoda; Insecta; Hymenoptera; Halictidae. Gene Ontology annotation, molecular function: scavenger receptor activity. Gene Ontology annotation, cellular component: cytoplasm; membrane. The record is from RefSeq and is a predicted model, not a curated record.